Drosophila ficusphila is the source of this 3438-nucleotide messenger RNA. RefSeq lists its product as uncharacterized. The transcript is spliced from 2 exons. Lineage: Eukaryota; Metazoa; Arthropoda; Insecta; Diptera; Drosophilidae. The record is from RefSeq and is a predicted model, not a curated record. Bases 2784 to 3329 code for a protein of 181 amino acids.
UAAUAAUGAGAGUUGGAGUAAAGCUAGGUACACACGAUGCAAACAAUUUGCAGCAAGUUGAAAAUAAUUUGCAGCAAAAGUUUGCACAAAUGUUUACACGUAUGCAAAUAUUGCAAGAAAAUUUCUUGCUUCAAUCAAUUUUUGUUUUGCACGCAAACUUUUGCAUGGCUAUUUCGUGCAAUGUAUUGCGUUAAUGUCUACAGGUGUUUUUAUUUUUUGUUUGCAGUGCUUGCAAUUGACGCUCAUUUGCAAGUUCUCUUGUUUUGUGAAAGUCAAAGAAUAACGACGUGUUAAUAUUAUGUCGUCAUUUAAAUCGAGAGUUGCUGCUGUUGCAAUAUUAGCAAUUUUAAUUAAACGUAAUAAAAUGAGAAGAUUGAAGUCUGCAAAAAAUAGAAAGUGUUGGGUGAAACAGUGGAUUUCGAAAAGAGAUGAAAAAGGAGUGCAUCAGAACCUUUUAAAAGAACUCCAAAAUGGCGAUGAAACAAAUUAUUACAAUUUUUUUCGCAUGUCAGUCAGUGAUUUCAAAUUUUUAUUAGAAAAAGUAAAAAGCUACAUAACUAAACAAGACUCUGUAAUGCGUCCUGCGAUUCCCCCAAAUGAGCGAUUAGCCCCGACAUUGCGUUUUUUAGCCACGGGUGAUUCAUAUCAUUCUCUGAUGUAUUUAUUUCGCAUUCCUGUGAGCACGGCUGCAAGCAUUGUGCCGGAGACUUGUCGAGCUGUAUAUAAUUGCCUGAAAAGGGAAUAUCUUAAAGUAAUUAUGUAAAUUAAAUAUGCAUUUUCCAUUUUACCAUCCGAAAAGGCAAAAACUGGAGAAUUGGUAGACGAGUACACGAUAUUAGGCGUGGAAGAAGACACGUUUAUCUUCGGUAUCAGUUUCUGCUACUUCCAAAAUAGCUCUUUGAAUUUUCCUGCGAAGCCGAACUCUACUUUGCUGUGAUUUUAAAAGUCUUAGCUCAGAUGCAACGAAAUCACCGAAUAUUUGAUGUUCAUCUGUCUUAUUACGUAAGCGCGCCUUUUCAAUAAGCAGAUCUUCGUCCUUAAAUUCGAGCUCGUCACGCUUUCUUUUUUUGCCUUUGGAUGUACUUGGUACGUCAUCAGAUAUCGAAAAAUUAGGCGAACAUGGUGCCUCUCCUAACAUUGUGUUAACGGCGCUGUCACUUAGAUCCUGAAUAUAUGUAUAUGAAAAAGUGUAAAAUAAAAAUGUUACGAAAUAUUAAUAAUUUAUUUGAAUUUUCUUAGGUUCCCAAUUCUACAAACGAGUGGCUUAAAAUUUCAUCGGAUUUUGAAAGUAUUUGGAACUUUGCUCAUUGUAUCGGUGCAUUAGACGGAAAACAUGUACAUAGUUAUGAAAGCUCCGUCUAAUAGUGGAAGUACCUACUUCAACUAUAAGGGCACGCAUAGCGUUGUGCUAAUGGUGUUAGCAGAUGCAAACUAUAAAAUAAUUUAUUUCGAUGUGGGAGGCAAAGGAAGAAUUUCUGAUGGAGGAAUUUUUAACGCAUGUAGCCUAUCAUAUGCGUUACAAAAUGAACAACUUAAUGUUCCUGAGGAGCAGCCACUUCCAGGUCGAGAUUUAAAGGUGCCCUAUGUACUUGUAGCGGAUGAUGCAUUCGCAUUGAAAACAUACAUAAUGAAGCCAUAUCCAUUCAAAAAUCAACCAGCUCCAAAUCGUGUUUUUAACUACCGUCUUUCCAGAGCAAGAAGAGUGGUAGAAAAGGAUUUUGGCAUAAUGGAAAAUAGAUUUCGGGUUUUGAGAAAGCCAUUGGAACUUGGCCCAGAAAAGACAAUAGAUGUUGUCUCUGCAAUUUGCGCAUUGCAUAACUGGUUGAUGGCCAAGAAAGAGUCAAAACAAAAAUAUGCUCCGAAUGGAACAUUCGAUAAUGAAGUUGAUGGGGAAGUGGUACCAGGAACUUGGCGUAAAGAUCUGACGUUAGAAGGAAACUGCAUACCAAUUCAAAGAAGUACGCAAAACUCUACUCAAGCGAAAGAUAUACGGUAAGAAUUUAAACAUUUUUUUGUUUCGCCUGAUGGUGAAGUGUCAUGGCAAUACAAACAUAUAUAAAAUAAGUAAUUACUACGAUAUGUUUAUUAAAUUGUACUACUUACCAAAUUUUGAAUUUUAUAAUUUUUUCCGUCGUCACUUUUUAUAAAUUUGAGCGCAUCGAAAAACUCCCAUUUGCUGGUAUAGUUGUCCGAUGUACCCUGGCCACUCUUCUUUUGUUUCACCCUGCGCACCUCUUGCAAAAAUUGAGUACGCAAAUUAUGAAUUUUUGUUUUUAUCUCUUCAUCCUUUUUGCCUAACUCUUCAGCAAUUUCGCAAAAAGCAUGUUGCUUCUUAUGCUUGUUUUUGUAAUCUUUUGAAGAGACAUCCCAUAAAACGGAACGAAUCUCAUAUAAUUCAAUUAAUUUUAUUGUGUUCUCGCGAUCCCACAUGUUGCUUUGCUUGCUGCAAUAUUGCAAUUGAAAGCAAACAGCACAUGCAAACAAGCAAGCGACUGAUGCAAUAAAGAUGGCGGUAAAAAAAUGUCUACAGACGACAAGCAAAAAAUAUUGCUGCAAAAAAACUGUGCAAGUUCUUUGCUUGCAGCAAAAUUUGGUUGCAGCAAUCAACUUGCUGCAAAUUGUUUGCAUCGUGUGUACCUAGCUUAAGGGUACAAAAAUUAAAAAACAAGUAAGCUUGUAACUAUAAGUUUGUAAACUUGUUCAGUUCUCAUUUUGAGCCACACAGAAGACCACAUACAUUUCUACGAUUAUCACGAUAUUUUAUACGCCCAUAGCUGAGAACUAUGGGGACAAUAAUGAAAAUCGUGGGGAUAUGUCCAUAUUGCAAUCGCCAUGUGUCAAAAGACCUGAGACCUAUUAACGUUUUGUCUGCAAGUGAUGCCAAAAGGAUUUCCCAAUUGGUACACGAAGAACCCCCUCUAAUUCAGCUCGACUCCCAGAAUGAAAUAGAGGAACACCCUCGAAAAGAGCAGACGGCCCAUGAGGAUCCUAGAUCGAAGAAAGAAGUGGUUGGGACAUCUAAAUCCAAAAAAUCGCGGGUCUCAAAGAAGAAGAAAACAAUUCCCGAUAAAUCCCAGUCGGAGGUUCCUGUUGACGCAUCACCUGAAAAUUCUUUAAACGCGUUGACUGAAAACAUUUUGGAUGUGGUCGAGAACGAGUUUGAGGGUGACAGAACUAUCAGAUCAUCUGUGGUCUUAAGGGAGAACGCCGAGGUUAUCCUGGCAAUGUUGGCCGAAGAGAAGCGAAUCAUCGACGAAAUCGAGAUGCAGGCAACGCCUGUUGGACACCAGGAGACUAAAGAUCCUCCUGCUAAAAGACGUAGGUGCUAGGUGCAAGAAAUGCUAUGGCAUAUCAAUUGUAAAUUUGUUGGGGCGCCCACGUGCUAACCGUAUGGUUCUGUCCACCACCCGCAGAAAUAAAUCUCCCUUUUUGCGCCUG